AUGAGCGAGUCCGAGUUCGAAGCACCGCGCGGAUGCAUUCGAGAAGCUGCCCAGCCAGAGAUCCAGUCACUGGUACGAGAUCUCCAGUUUGGCGACGAGCAAGGGAAGGAAGACGCAUCGAUCCUCUGUUCUUGCUUAGCAACUCGUGGAGAAGGAGAAAGACUGCGGGAUGCUGGAGUGUUGUCACCUCUCGUUGCUCUUCUGCUGCAUGGAACAGCCAACCAGAAACUUUGGUCGGCGGAGACGUUGGGGACGAUGGCCAGCAACAACGACGACAACUGCGUGGCGAUUGCUAAAGAAGGAGCCAUCCCGCCUCUAGUGACGCUGCUGCGUUCCGGAACAGACAUGCAGAAACAGGAGGCAGCGUACGCUCUCGGGAACUUGGCAGCUGAUAACGACGAGAACCGAGCUACGAUCUCCCGAGAAGGAGCCAUCCCCCCACUCGUUGGCUUCGUGAAAGCGGUGACGGACGCUCAGAACCAAUGGGCAGUGUACGCUCUCGGAGCGCUGUCGCUGAAUAACGAGGCCAACCGCGUUGCAAUCGCCCAGGAAGGAGCCAUUCCGCCACUGGUUUCCUUGACUCAAUCGGGUUCGAGUGCUCAGAAGCAGUGGUCCGCCUACACUCUGGGCAACCUCGCGUACAACGACGACAACCGCGUCAAGAUCACGCCGGAAGGAGCCAUCCCACCUCUUGUCAACCUGUUGCAGACUGGGACGGAGGCUCAGAAGCAGUGGAGUUCGUAUGCUCUGGGAAACUUGGCGUGUGAUAACGAAGCCAUUGCUGACGCGAUCGAGCUGGACGACGCGAUUCUGCCGCUCGCGGAUCUCGUUCGAACCGGGUCCGACGCGCAGAAACAAGAGGCCGCCUACACUCUGGGCAAUUUAGCUGCGAGUAGCGACGACAACCGCCACGAGAUUGGGCGAGAUGGAGCCAUCGCACCUUUGAUCGAGCUUCUUCGAGUUGGGACCAGCGACCAGAAACAAUGGGCAGCGUAUGCGCUGGGCUGCAUCGCUCUCAACAGUGAUGCGAACCGUGCUGCGAUCGUGAACGAAGGAGAAGACUCAAGGCUCUGCGAGCACUUGGGAACGUGGUCAGAGCUGACGACAUGA
Phytophthora infestans T30-4 is the source of this 1110-nucleotide messenger RNA. RefSeq lists its product as uncharacterized. Bases 1 to 1110 code for a protein of 369 amino acids. Lineage: Eukaryota; Oomycota; Peronosporomycetes; Peronosporales; Peronosporaceae. The record is from RefSeq and is a predicted model, not a curated record. The transcript has 2 exons. Gene Ontology annotation, molecular function: protein binding.